AUGGCCGAAUCAAAGCCAAUUGCGGCUAGUGGGAACAUCCUUCUCAACCCAGAGGCCGCGUCUUUCACUAUGCCCUCCCCGGGAGGAGAGACCCUUGUGAACGGAACAACUCAAAAUCCUCAGCCGACGACGGCGAAUGGAAAUGGACAGACGAAAGAUGCAAAGAAAUCGAAACCCCGGCCCGAAACGGCGCCUCGAACGACCACAGAACAAAACGUAGCCGAAGCAGGAGCUGGAGCGAAAUUGACCGGCGCGCAGUUGAAGAAACAGAAGGCAGCCGAAAAGGCAGCGAGAAGAGCAGAAAAGGUCGCUGAGAAAGGAGCCCAGGCCGUGGCACAAGCACAGGCCCAGGCCCAAGGCCAGGCUGGAUCGCUAGGGGGAAGGUCAGAAGCGCAAAGGCGGCCGUCGACCACGAAGAGAGAAAGCGACGCAGGUCCGCAUCAUAAACGGACACUCUCAGGCAAGAUCUUGCCCAUACGAGGCGCCGUUCAGCAACAGCAACAACUGCCUCAAGGGCCAACGGGUCCAGAGAAAGAGAAGCGUCAUGAACUCAAGCGUGUGCCCAUGUUCUCUCACCUCUACCCCAGAGAGAAGAAAGCCACCUUAUCCGGAGCUGGACGAGAAAUUCACCCCGCUGUGAUCUCGCUAGGGUUGCAACUACGCGACUACGUUAUCUGCGGCGGCAAUGCGCGCUGUGUGGCCACCUUGCUUGCCUUCAAGAAGGUUAUCCAGACCUACACCACUCCUCCUGGCGUGGCGCUUUCGAGACAUCUCCUCACCCAUCUCAAUCACCAAAUUGCCUACCUCCGCAAUGCGCGACCUUUAUGCAUGAGCCAAGGGAACAGCAUCCGAUGGCUGAAGAACUUGAUCUCCACGCAACCCGUCGAAGCCACCGACAGCGAAGCCAAGCAAAGUCUUUGUCAGGCCAUCGACUUGUUUAUCCGUGAGAGGAUCACGCUGGCCGACGAAGUAAUCGCCCGGGAAGCCAGUUCGCGGAUUCAAGACGGAGACGUGGUUGUGACAUACGGGAAGAGCAGUAUCGUGGAAAAAACACUCCUCGCCGCGCAUCAGCAGGGGAAGAGCUUCAAAGUCAUUGUCGUUGACUCGAGGCCGAUGUUCGAAGGCAAAAACCACGCGCAAUGCCUCAUACGUGCAGGUUUGAAAGUCCAUUACAGUCUACUCUCGGGCCUGGCAGAUAUCCUUGACAACCGAUCUGAAUCCGUCACAAAAUGCCUUCUAGGUGCCUCGGCGAUGCUAGGCAAUGGGCGUCUACUUUCUCGUGCUGGUUCGGCCAUGGUAGCCAUGAUGGCGAAAGAAUCAAACAAGAACAAGGGCCGGAACGUGCCCGUUAUUGUCUUGUGCGAGACAGUCAAAUUCACGGCGAAGGCCGCGCUCGACAGUAUCAUUAUGAAUGAGCUGGGCGAGCCAGAUGCACUGGUUGAGACGACUGAAGCCGAUAUCUUAUCCUCAAUGAAAUCGCUUGCUGAGACCAAUACGGCGGGGAAAAGCACAAAUAAGAAGCCGAACCAGCAUAAGGAUAAACAGGAUGAAGACGACGUGGACGAAAGGAACACUUCUUCGAAUACUAAUGGUUUGGAGGACUGGAGAGAUCAGCCGAACCUGUUUCUAUUGAAUCUCAUGUACGAUGUAACGCCGGCGGAGUUUCUGGACCUGGUGGUAUGCGAAUUGGGCAGUUUGCCGCCUCGAGCGGUGCCGGUGGUCAACGGUGUACAUGGAGAUGAUCAAGCUUUAGCUUGA
Molecule: messenger RNA, 1758 nt
Organism: Cladophialophora psammophila CBS 110553
Lineage: Eukaryota; Fungi; Ascomycota; Eurotiomycetes; Chaetothyriales; Herpotrichiellaceae
Product: translation initiation factor eIF-2B subunit delta
Exons: 1
Coding region: 1-1758 (585 amino acids)
Source: RefSeq, a predicted model, not a curated record